AUGUCACAGAAUGGCACCGGCAAGGCUCCUGUCCAGAACCCAGAGGACUCAGCCCACGCGGCCCACCAACGGGGCCUGGUCAAAGUCCAACCUGCUCGCCUGGGUGAUCUUCAGCCCAAAUACGCCCAGAAAAUCCAGCAUGACGAUGAGAAUCCCGAUGCGCACGGCUGGUAUGCGCGACUGAUCCACAGCCUGGGCGAAUGUAUCGGCUUCUGCGGCGCGAUCCCCUGCUGCAUCUGCUGCCCCAACCCCUUCAAGCCGGUCGACCAAGGCCAGGUCGGCCUGGUAUCGCGAUUUGGACGCUUUGAGCGAUCGAUCGAUCCCGGUCUGGUCAAGGUGAACCCGCUGAGUGAGAACUUGAUCACGGUGGAUGUCAAGAUCCAGAUCGUCGAAGUGCCGCGCCAGGUUUGCAUGACCAAGGACAAUGUCACGCUCAAUCUCAGCUCGGUCAUCUACUACGCAGUUGUUUCACCACACAAGACCGCCUUUGGAAUUGCAAAUGUCAAGCAGGCGCUCGUUGAGCGCACCCAGACUACGCUGCGCCAUGUCAUCGGCGCCCGCGUGCUGCAGGACGUGAUCGAGCGCCGCGAGGAGAUUGCGCAGUCGACCUCGGAGAUCAUCGAGGGUGUCGCGGCCGACUGGGGUGUGCAGGUCGAGUCCAUGCUCAUCAAGGACAUCAUUUUCAGCAACGACCUGCAGGACUCGCUCUCCAUGGCGGCCCAGUCUAAGCGGAUUGGUGAAAGCAAGGUCAUCGCUGCUCGUGCUGAGGUCGAGUCGGCCAAACUGAUGCGCCAGGCUGCCGAUAUCCUCUCCUCUGCCCCUGCCAUGCAGAUCCGCUACCUCGAGGCUAUGCAGGCUAUGGCCAAGACCGCCAACAGCAAGGUCAUUUUCCUGCCUGCCACGAACCAGACCGUCCAGCAGCAGCUGUCCGCGGCCGACAGUGCCGGCGAGGGUCCCAGCAGAUACGGCAACCAGUCGGAGCAGCCCGAUGACGGCUUCCAGCGUGCGAUGAACGCGCGCGUCGUCGAGGACAUUUAG
Penicillium alfredii is the source of this 1038-nucleotide messenger RNA. Its product is annotated as slipin family protein. The transcript has 4 exons. Bases 1 to 1038 code for a protein of 345 amino acids. NCBI's taxonomy places the organism in Eukaryota, Fungi, Ascomycota, Eurotiomycetes, Eurotiales, Aspergillaceae. The record is from RefSeq and is a predicted model, not a curated record. Gene Ontology annotation, cellular component: plasma membrane.